This is a messenger RNA of Cuscuta campestris, 741 nucleotides long. The record is from the annotation of a GenBank genome assembly. Lineage: Eukaryota; Viridiplantae; Streptophyta; Magnoliopsida; Solanales; Convolvulaceae.
GGCUGUUCUUCCUUCCAUAUCUGAUCGGCGGGCAGGGUAAGAAGAUUGUGAAGCAAUUCAAAAUGCCUCCGAGCGGAAAUGUUGCUAAAAAGGACCAAAAGGCUCAGGCUGAAAAGGCAGCCAAGGCUGUUAAAGGCACCACCUUCAAGAAGAAGGCAAAGAAGAUCCGCACCAAGGUCACCUUCCACAGGCCAAAGACACUUAAACAGGACAGGAACCCAAAGUAUCCCAGAAUCAGUGUCCCUCCUAGAAACAAGCUCGACCAUUACCAAAUCCUUAAAUAUCCUUUGACAACUGAGUCUGCAAUGAAGAAGAUUGAGGAUAACAACACCCUGGUUUUCAUCGUUGAUAUCUGUGCUGACAAGAAGAAAAUCAAAGAUGCUGUCAAGAAAAUGUAUGAAAUUGAGACCAAGAAGGUCAACACCUUGAUCAGGCCUGAUGGAACCAAGAAGGCAUAUGUACGGUUGACUGCAGAUUUUGAUGCAUUGGACGUCGCCAACAAGAUUGGAAUCAUCUAAACAAAAUUUGUACUGUCCAAUGCCCCUAAUGCUCUCUCUAUAGACCUGUUUUAAAUUUUUGUUGGUGUUGGUAAUUUCACAAUCACCCUGUAGCGUUUCUAUCUGUUUUAAUGGUGCAUUUGAAUUUCGGGCUUGUUAAUGCCGUGUUUCUCAACUUUGGUGCAUUCUAUUCUCUCUAUUUGAGCCUAGAUUUAUUCUUCUGGAGACACUUUGGUUAUGCAUU